This is a messenger RNA of Erythranthe guttata (spotted monkey flower), 2778 nucleotides long. The record is from RefSeq and is a predicted model, not a curated record. Lineage: Eukaryota; Viridiplantae; Streptophyta; Magnoliopsida; Lamiales; Phrymaceae.
AUGGUCGACGCAUUUUCAAUGGUUGAAUCGGAAAGACUGAAAUUUAUAAGAUUUAACCAGAAUAAGUUAAGAGUUGACAUGUACAAGGGUAUCGAAGAAAGUAUUUUGAAGGGAGAUACGGAUGCUAGAUCCAUUGGCACGAGGGUUAUUCUACCAGGCCGUUUUACCCAAGGUCCAAGAUACAUGUUUAACAACUUCGUCGAUGCUCUUCAAAUAUGCAACUGGAUUGGAUUUCCAUCGUUGUUCAUCACUAUUACCUGCAAUCCACAGUGGCCGGAAAUUCAAAGGGCGUUGAGCGGUACUAAUUUGAGACCUGAAGACCAUCCCGAUAUUCUUGCUCGAGUUUUUAAGAUGAAGCUCGACAGUCUGAUGUCAGAUUUGAAAAAGGGCAAAAUAUUUGGUCGCAUUAGAGCAUAUGUCUGCACAAUUGAGUUUCAGAAGCGCGGUCUCCCGCAUGCGCACAUAUUAAUUUGGCUUCACAAUGAAGACAAACCGAAGACAUCAAAAGACAUAGAUAAAAUCAUAUGUGCCGAAAUCCCAGAUAAGGUAACAGACCGAAAGAUGUACGAUUUGGUUGAGAAGUAUAUGAUUCACGGUCCGUGCGGUCUGGCCAAUCAAAACUCUCCAUGCAUGAAGGACGGGAUUUGCACGAAGCGAUUUCCAAAGAGUUUUGUCAACCGUACUGAGGCCGAUGCAGAUGGUUAUCCGGUGUACAGAAGAAGAGAAAAUGGGAGGACCGUGGUUAAGAAGAAAACAUAUCUCGACAAUGGUUUCGUCGUGCCUUAUAACCGUGCUCUACUGAAAAAGUACAGAGCACACAUUAAUAUCGAGUUGUGCAACCAGAAUAAGUCGAUAAAGUAUUUAUUCAAAUAUCUUUCGGCAUGCGAGGCUGCUUGGAGGUUAUUUAGCUUUGACAUUCACUUUAGAGAACCACCAGUGAUUAGGUUAAGCUUUCAUCUUCCGGACAGUCAGUCAGUUGUGUUUACAGAUAAUGACUCAUUAGUUGAUGUGCUGAACAAACCGACUGCGAAGCAAACGAUGUUCAUUGCUUGGUUCCAAGCGAAUAAGUUGUACCUUGAAGCUAGAAAUUUGAGGUAUGUAGAGUUUCCACAUAAAUUUGUCUAUAAGGUAAAAGCUCGCUGUUGGAUGCCGAGAAAGAUAGGAUUCUCGAUCAGAAGGGUUACCAAUGUACCGCCGGGCAGGGGUGAAGACUAUUACUUGAGACUGUUGUUGAACUUUCAAAGAGGUUGCACGUGUUACGAUGAUCUUAGAAAAGACGAGGAUCACGUCUACACAACUUUCAAAGAUGCGUGUUUUGCGCUUGGACUACUAGAUGACGACAAGGAGUACAUAGCUGGCAUAAAGGAGGCAAACGAGCGGGCCAGUGGUGACUAUGUGAGACGAUUAUUCGUCGUACUUUUGGUUGCAAAUAAUAUGAGCAGACCGGAACAUGUGUGGGAGUGUUGCUGGAAAGAAUUCGCCGAGAAUAUUGCGUACAGACUGCAACAACAUCGCACCAAUUCAGGUCCACAUGUGUCAGAUGAUACUCAGAGAAACUACGCUUUAAUCGAAAUAGAAAAUAUAUUGCAAAGCAACAGCAAAAGCCUAAGUAACUUUCCCCCAAUGCCGAUUCCAAUUCGGUCAAUGACGAACGACAUGGUAAAUAGAUUAGUUCUCGACGAGUUGGACUAUGACGUUGAUGCUAUGCGUGAAGAACUUAAGAAGUACCUUUCAUCCAUUACUGAUGAGCAGAAAAAAGUGUUCGAUGAUAUCAUGGAUGCUGUUGCAAAUGACAGAGGUGGACUGUUCUUUCUUUAUGGGCAUGGAGGAACGGGAAAGACUUUCAUAUGGAAAACUCUAUCGGCUGCGAUCCGUUCAAAAGGAGAAAUAGUUAUAAAUGUUGAUUCCAGUGGUAUUGUUUCGCUUCUACUUCCAGGUGGCAGAACUACUCAUUCCAGAUUUGGACGGCCGAUAAUUGUACACGAGAGCUCCACAUGCAGCAUCAAACAACAGAGCCCACAAGCAGAAUUGUUGUCUAGAGCAAAGCUAAUCAUAUGGGACGAGGCACCGAUGAUGCACAUGUACUGUUUUGAAGCACUCGACAAAACAAUGAAAUCUAUACUUGAUUCAGAUAUGCCAUUCGGAGGCAAGGUUGUAGUGCUUGGAGGGGACUUUCGGCAAAUUCUGCCAGUUGUGUUGAAAGCGUCGAGACAAGACAUUGUUCAUGCGACAAUCAAUUCAUCACCGUUGUGGAGACAAUGCAAGGUUAUGAAGUUAAACAAGAACAUGAGACUUGAGUCGUCCUCCUCUUCCGUCAAUGCAGAUGAAAUAAGAGAAUUUGCGGACUGGAUAUUGAGAAUCGGCAAUGGCGAUGCUGGCGAGAUAAAUGACGGUGAUGCCACAAUUGAAAUUCCCGAUGACAUGCUGAUUCGGAAUUCUGCAGAUCCCUUUUUGGAUCUUAUAGAGUUUGUCUAUCCCGAUCUGGUGACCAACCUUUUCACUCCCGAGUAUUUCGAAGGCAGAGCAAUCCUUGCACCCACUAACGAAAGUGUCGGUUUUGUGAACGAUCAUUUUUUGUCGAUCAUAACUGGAGAGGAGAAGGUCUAUUUCAGCUCAGAUAGUAUGUACAAGGAGGAGUUGUUGUCGGAUGUCAACGCAGAAAUAUACUCACAGGAGUUUCUCAACACCAUAUCAUGUUCCGGAAUUCCACCGCAUAAGUUGACAUUGAAAAGAGGUGUUCCCGUUAUGCUCAUCAGAAAUAUCGAUCAGGCCAGAUGA